This is a messenger RNA of Octopus sinensis (East Asian common octopus), 2748 nucleotides long. Its product is annotated as proteoglycan 4-like. Lineage: Eukaryota; Metazoa; Mollusca; Cephalopoda; Octopoda; Octopodidae. The coding region runs from base 325 to 2184 and encodes 619 amino acids. The record is from RefSeq and is a predicted model, not a curated record. The transcript is spliced from 15 exons.
GUUUGUCAUUUUACGUUCAAAUUACGUAAAUAUCAGACCCGCUUUUUAUACUUUCCCUUCUUCCCAUUUUUGUGGACAAGAUUAUUUAUAUUUAUUAAUAAUAUUAAUUUAGAUAUUUAUAACUGAAUUACACCAUCAGUUGAUAAACUUGGGAAAACAUUUUAAAAAAAUUGAAAAAAAAAUCUUUAGGAAUAUCUCGAAAAAAAUAGUCUUGUGGGGGAAAAUAACAAUUUGAAACUUUCGUGUAAAGAAUCUGAAAGUAAUUUGGUAAAUAUUGUUGAAACCUGACAGACUCCACACUCCAUCAAAGAAACCAAAAGAAAUAUGGGUGUCGAUGAAAAUAACAUGGAUUUUAUAGAAGAGAAAGAAAUGAACGAAAUACUUGAUACAGCCAUUUCAGACAUGCUAGGAAGAAUUAAGCAGUCACUCGAAGAUGAAAUUCCAGCCAAACCACUGCCACCAAUGGUCCCCAUACCCAUACGAGAGGAAGAGCCCAAAAAAUUAGUUAAAGUCCUUGAGGACUUAGGAGUACAGACAGAUGCAAUAGCCAUGGAUGGUGAAAAGAAAAUGCAGUACCAGAUCAACAUUCAGGAACAUGCACGCCCAGCCUGCUCACCACUCCACAUCAACUUGAGCCUGCCUCCUCAUACUUGCCCGUCAACAACACCAUCCAGUUGUCCAGCUCCAGUUAAAUCGACUGCAGAGCCAAGAGAAGAACCUAAAAGUACAGAUAAUGUCAGUGUGCAAACUGAUAAGAUUGGUGAUGUUCCCAGUACACCGAAGACACAAACUGAUGUCCAGAAGCAAGCAAAACCAGGUGCUUCACCAAUCCAUAUCAAUGUGACCAUGCCUCACAUCUGUCAACCGGAAACAGCCAAACCCACUCCAGCUGCACCACAGCCAGACUCUGCAGCAGAGCAAAAAAAGAAGCCUGAACUUAAGGAAAUUGGUGUGCAAUAUGAUAAUAUGGAUGCUGGCACAAAGGAAGAUGUGCCCCCUGAGACCACUCCAGCUGCACCACAGCCAGACUCUGCAGCAGAGAAACCAAAGAAGCCUGAUCUUAAGGAAAUCGGUGUGCAAACUGCUGACAUGGAUGCUGACAAAAAGGAAGAUGUGCCCCCUGAGACCACUCCAGCUGCACCACAGCCAGACUCUGCAGCAGAGAAACCAAAGAAACCUAAACUUUUUAAGGAAAUCGGUGUGCAAACUGCUGACAUGGAUGCUGACAAAAAGGAAGAUGUACACCCACCAUUAACAGUUCAACUUAUCAUAGAAGAGAGUCCAGCCACAGCAGGGUCAACAGAGACCCCUGAGCCGCAAAAGGAGGGUAAAGCUGUUGAAACUGUGAGUGUGCAGACUGAGGAGACAGCUGCUGACAGAGAAAAGCCGGUACUGUACGAUAUCAACAUCCAAGAACAUGCACGGCCAGAAAAUACACCACUUCGUAUCAAUUUCAACCUGCCUCCGCACACUUGUCCAAAAUCAGUAUCUGAACCUACUCCAGAGGAGGAAUCUCAAGAAUCAUCUGACUCACAAAAAGAAGAUCAAGUUACUGGUGGUGUGGGUGUACAAACUGUUGAGACAGGUGAUGAUAGGCCGAAACCAGUGCGGUACAAGAUCAACAUCCAAGAACACGAGCGCCCAGCUUCCUCACCACUCCAUAUCACUGUGAACCAACCUCGUCAUACCUGUCCAGCAUCAACAGGUCAAUCCCCUCCAGCUACACCACAGCCGGCCGAAAAGCCUAGAAUUAUGAAGGACCUGAGUGUACAGACAGGUGAGAAUGGUGCUGAAAAGUCAAGCCCAAACCAGUACCAGUUCAAUAUGCCAAAGCAGUCAGGUCCGGGAUCCUCACCAAUAAGUAUCCAUGUGAAUGUACCGCCUCAUGACUGUCAAUCAUCAAUGUCAUCAACAGUUAAACGGCCGUCAAUCAGAGACAUUUCAGACUCACAACAGCCACCAAAAAGACCUAAACAAGUUGGGGACAUGAGUGUACAGACUGAUGAUGCUACUAGCAAACCAAAGAUAACGCAGGUAGACAAGCAUGGACACGUGUAUAUCAAUGUGAAGGUACCUCCUCACAACUGUACCCUGCAGACAGCCAACCCCAACUUAGACAACAGCACUCAAGCCAUCCGAAAGCAAUCAAAACCAGCCACAUUUAAUAAGGAUGUAGGUAUGUAGACCAAUAUGACAUGUAGUGACGAUUCAAAUUUGAUGCAGGCUAAAAAUCAGUAUGAUGUACUCCCAGAUGGCACACCUGUCUGUAUCACUUUGAACACACCUUCUCUCACCUCUCAACAAGCAGCAACACAACCCAACACCACUGCCAAAACUCCAGCCAGCCCAGCACAGUCAAAGAGAUCUAGACUGAAGGAGGAUGUAGGUGUGCAGGCUGGUGAGAUACCUGACAAUUCAAUGAAGACACAGGUCAGCAAUCAGAACUAUGUGCUUCCAGAUGGCUCACCUCUCCAUUUCACUUUCAACAGGCCACCAAAAGCAACAGUGCAACCUACUUUGAAUAGAAAAAUUCCAGGCUGUCAUAUGGUGUCAUGCCCUGCUAUCCGUCCAAGAAGGGUGAAGUGCUGUUGCCACAAAUAGCCGGUAGACAACCAAGAUUUCAAAUGAAAUGUUCAUCAACUGCAAAAACUCAAAACUGUCAAAGGGUUGUGUUUCCAAGAAAAUAGAAAUCAAGUAAAUAGGAAUGGCAAAAAAGUUAAUAAAACAAUAUAACAACAUCUACACAAA